AUGACAUUCUCAGACCAAAAGACUUCAGUAUCUCACGCUAUUUAUGGACCGGUUCGAGACAUUAGCAUGACCUCGUAUUAUAACGCGCCUGGACCUUAUCUGACUGACAUUCGCAAUGGCGGCAACGAUCCCCAGCAACACUACAAUCCGCCAUCAAUCCAGAAUGGAGACUCUUGCGACCAGCGACAGUACAUGCAGCCACAGUACGCUUCGUCGCCAGUACAGGGCGCGACGUAUCCGCGAUUCCCGCCGUACGAUAGACUUGAGAUACGUCCCAUCACUGCUCAUUCAGACGAUUCCCAGAGUCCUCCAGGACACUAUUACACUCAGUGCAACCAAUCUCAGGGUAACAUGCCUCAGCCUGCGCACCAAUCACAACAGCACGCUCCUUUGACGCAUCCAAAUGCUUAUGUGCCACAAGAUGGGGUGCAACAGAACUGCAGGGGCUCCCCUACGGAGCCCCAGAACAUGGUACCCCAACAGUUUCCCAGUUGCAAACUCCAACAGCAGCAGAAUCCCCAAGGGAUGAUGCAAGAUCCCAAUGGUGUUCAUCGGCCGGUGGUCAAUCCUGACUGUGCGGCCAAUAACAUGCAUCCACAACAUUGCCAGAGCCCUGUGCAUUCCCCACAACAGAUGUAUCCACCAAACCAUGUUCAGCAACCCCCACCAAAUUCUCAAAAUGUCAAUCAAGUUCAGCCGGCAAGUGGUGGUCCUAGUCCUCUGUAUCCUUGGAUGCGUAGUCAGUUCGAAAGGAAACGAGGUCGUCAGACUUACACCCGCUACCAGACCCUGGAACUCGAGAAGGAAUUUCAUUUCAAUCGCUACUUGACGCGUCGGCGCAGGAUCGAGAUUGCGCACGCACUGUGUCUAACCGAGCGACAGAUCAAGAUCUGGUUCCAGAACCGACGCAUGAAGUGGAAAAAAGAAAACAAGGCCAAACUCGAGUCUGGCCUCAUCAUGGGGCCCGGCGGGCCGGAACUGGUCCAUCACCUGGACAGGCCGCCAAUGACAUCGGUCUGA
Uloborus diversus is the source of this 1020-nucleotide messenger RNA. RefSeq names its product homeotic protein antennapedia-like. The transcript is spliced from 3 exons. Bases 1 to 1020 code for a protein of 339 amino acids. The record is from RefSeq and is a predicted model, not a curated record. Lineage: Eukaryota; Metazoa; Arthropoda; Arachnida; Araneae; Uloboridae. Gene Ontology annotation, cellular component: nucleus. Gene Ontology annotation, biological process: negative regulation of transcription by RNA polymerase II; anterior/posterior pattern specification. Gene Ontology annotation, molecular function: DNA-binding transcription factor activity, RNA polymerase II-specific; RNA polymerase II cis-regulatory region sequence-specific DNA binding.